AUGUCAGAGCACACGUCACUCACCGAAGACGCCGAGUACGACCAAGAUGAAGAAGAGAGGGCGUGUGCCGUCGCACUCCCAAAGUUUGCGCUCAAGUCCCAUCUGUGCCUUGGCGAGGUACGGCGCACUCCUCCGAGCGUCCUGUCGCUCGUGCGAGAUCCGGAGAAGGAGCAUUGGUUGACCGGCGUGCUGAAGAUUUAUGACGUCCUUGUGGGACUCAUGAGCCUAGGACAAACCAACUACCGGUCGACGAGGGUCUGGUAUCCACAGACAAUCCAUCCCCCCACACGCGACGCACAAGCGAACAGCACGGAAAAGCAGAGUCAGAUCCUCAAUCCCGUUUUCUCCCCUCAGAUAUGCGCGAAUUGCGCCCCACGAUUCAACCCAUCGCCGACGAGCUUCUCCGUGGGAGUAUGGCGGAGGUACCACCCAUCGGAGGUGAGCGUGUGCGUCUUCGUCCCAGUUGCUGCUGCUGAGACGAGCGUAGGGGCGAAGGAGGUUGAUUUGCAUCCGUGGAUGGGUCGCGGGACGAUCGAGUACGUUGGGCAGGAGGUGCUGGGGAACAACUUUGGCGCACUCGACCCUCAAAACUCGAACAAAUACGUGGAUGCCAUUCGUAACGCCAUUCGCAACCUUAGCCCCUUCUGGAGGAACAAGCUCGUCGACUGCCUGCCUUUGCCUCCGCUUCGCCAGAUCCGCGAGAUGUGCUACACAAUGGAGCGAUAUUCUAAGAAGAUCUUAGAGGAGAAACGCGAAGCAAUGGAGCAGGGGCGAGCAAGCGAGCAGCGAGACCUGAUGGCGAUCAUGUUGGAAGCCAACGUGUCUACGUCCGAAGUAGAGAGGCUCACAGACGUCGAGUUGACCGGACAAAUCAACACGAUGCUUCUCGGCGGCCAAGAAACCUCCACGAGCGCGCUCAGCCGCAUCCUCUGGAUCCUCUCCCGCGACCAACCGGCACAAGCUCGUCUCCGCUCCGAGAUCCGCGCCGCAAAGCUCGCCCACGCCGCGGCGAGCGGGCACGACGGCCCCUGGGAGAGUGUCCAUCUGCCAUACGACACACUCAUGGCGCUCCCGUACCUCGACGCCGUGCUGCGCGAGACCCUGCGCGUGCACCCGCCGACGAACAUGAUCAAUCGGACGUGCACCAGGGACGCAGCCCUCCCCGUCGAGUUUCCGCUCACGGACGCGAGCGGGGAGGAGGUGAAGGCGGUGUGGGGCGACGACGCGGAUGUGUGGAGGCCGGAGCGGUGGUUGACCGCGUCGGGAGAGCGGAUUGAGCUCACAGAGGGACGGAGCGUGGAUCUGGUGCUGGGACAAGCGGCGGAUGACGGCGAGAAGAGCCUGGAUGGUGCGCCAGGAUACAAGGCAGGCGUGAAGUGCCCGGGGGUAUACGCUACAAUAAUGACGUUCCUCGGCGGGGGCAGGGCGUGCAUUGGUUUCAAGUUCGCCGAGAUGGAGAUCAACUCAUUCUGUCGCGAUAGAGCAAGUCAUCACGACCUUCUUGUCACGCCUCCACAUCUCUCUGCGGUGGACAAGAACGGCGUGCGAAAGGAGAUCUACUGGCGCAUCGACGGCUUGCAGAUUCCCGUCGUUGGUGAACCUCAUGGCGACUUCAAGUCUCCGCAGGUUCCUCUCGACGUCCGAGUUGUCAUAGACAGCGACUACCUGUAA
Messenger RNA from Epithele typhae, 1671 nucleotides. RefSeq names its product cytochrome P450. Gene Ontology annotation, molecular function: oxidoreductase activity, acting on paired donors, with incorporation or reduction of molecular oxygen; monooxygenase activity; iron ion binding. Bases 1 to 1671 code for a protein of 556 amino acids. The transcript has 12 exons. Lineage: Eukaryota; Fungi; Basidiomycota; Agaricomycetes; Polyporales; Epitheliaceae. The record is from RefSeq and is a predicted model, not a curated record.